AUGAACAUGCAGGUGCGGAAGACCAUUGACGCGGGGCUCGUGCUGACGGACCUCUUCCAGCGGACGCCGCCGGACGCGGCGUCCUACUUCGUCGAGAUCGGCAAUUUUGGCAACGACAUCUCGGCAAGGACCACGUUCGUGGAGGGCUACGCGAAAGUUAACCAGGCUACGAAGGGCUUUCUGCAAUGGCGGAAGGAUCAGCGGGACGCGGCGGCCGCCGCGGGUGACGGCGAAGGUCGCGGCGACGAGAUCGACGACGCCCCAGAGGACGAGCCCUUCGAUGACGAGGACGAUGCCGCUGCAGUUGAGCUGGGCGCUGGUGCUGGAAAGAAGAAAAGUCAGAAGGGCUACGAAAGAGAUUACAGGAAAUACAUCGCGGAAAGGUUCAAACGGUUUUUCGGGUGCUUCGAGGACUUCAGGAGCGCCCGGGCAUUCAUGAACAAGAUCGAGUCCAAGAGCUUGGCGGUCAAAGCAGAUGUGCAGGCAGACCCAUGGGAAUGCUUUAAGGGGUGGAUGAACCAACACUGCGUGUUCUCCAAUAGGAGCCUGAAGAACUCGUCGUGCUUUUAUUUCUUUGAUAAGAUCCUCGCAGCCUUGGUCAAGCACGACAGGGUGGACUUCCUUAUCGAGAUUGCCAAACUAGCAGUUCCCACGAACGACGGCACUCCUUGGAUAUUGCGGGACAAAGGCAACAAGGACGACCUCGCCAAGCUCGCUCUUCUUUUCCAGACGAUGGAGACAUCGAAGCUAUUCGUUGCCGCCCAAGCCCCGAAGGAACACAAAGCAAAGGUGACAAAAGCUAAACCCAAAGGAAAGGCAAAGGGCAAAGCGAAAGGCAGGGGACGUGGCCGCCCGACUGACGAAGCCCAGCCCGAACAUAUCGACGAGGAGAAAUUCGACACGAUGACGGCUGGGAGGAAAACUGUUUUCAUCGACGACGUCAUCAAUGCGAUCGCGUUCACUACUGAGAACAUUCCCCGCGAGAAGCAUGACUCAAAGUUCAACUCCCGCAUGCUCGCAUGGUGCUUCGAGUUCGGGAUGGAAGGUGUCGUGGCGCUCCCGGAUUUGGAAGUCUUCAAGGACGACAAGAACAUGGCCAUCAUCUUGGAACCGACGAAAGUGCUCAGCAUGAUGCACACCACCACCGCCGCGUCGACGGCCAGUGAUUCCCCGACAUCCGACAGCCCCCCCAACUCGGACCCAGCCACCAGCGACUUCGACUGCGAUGCCCUUCGGAAAGCAGUUGUUGACCACAUUGGCAAGGGACAGUUCAAGGAGUACGACAAUUGGCGCAAGCUGCGCACUGCUGUCAAGAAAGCCAUCAACAACUACUACGCCUGCGCUGCGCGGGCUGACGACGAUGACUUAAAGGAGGGCGACCAGAACGAACACGCCGACACAGAGGUGGCCACCACCGACGACAAGAAGGGCGACGCCAAGCUCGCAAAGCAGCUCGAGGAGCAAGGCAUGAAAUGGCAACCUUUGAAACGCGUCCUGAAGGUCAUGACAGCCAAGCCAGCGCUGAUCUCGUCCAUUUCCUCAAUGAUCUCGAGCAACUCCUUGACCCCAAAUACUACAAUGCCGGCAGAUCGCAUCAUCCAGUUGGCGAAGCGCAUGCACAAGGCCUUCAGCGCUGAAUCGUCGGCACUAUUCAGAUCGAUUGCGACGGAUGGCGUCUUCAAGAGGGUGUGCGCAGCGGAGUCAGCGGACGUGGCCAUGUUCCAUCUCGUCGAGCUCAUUGCUGGCAUCGUCUACGAUGCGAUCGACGCCGACGCGAUCUCCCUGCUGCGCGACUUCUACCACGGGACCGGAGGCGCUGACAAAGACAAGGUGUCGCUCCUGGUGACCAUAUGCCCAAAGUUCAAAGAUGUGAUCACGCUGUGGAGGUCGCGCGAUGGCAUCGACAACUGGAUGCAGAUUCGAACGAUCCACACGAUUGGCCUUCUGGAAGAUAGCAUCGUUGCCAUCAACGACGUCACGGACAUGCGCCAGGUGCCCGAGGAGUCGACCCCCAUGAGGUCGGCGCUCCUGGAGAUGCUCCAGAAGGGGGUGAGCUUCAUCUGCGCCACGCUUGCAAAAGCAGGAGCCUUGGACAUCGGCGCGUCCGACAAGGUCGAGUGGACGGCCCGCUGGGUGUCGAUUAUCAAGCAGGCGCAGAUCUUGUCGCCGAUCAAGGAGAAGAGCGCGUCGGAUUGGACCCAGAUCGAGAGAGGGAUCGCGGCCAAAUAUAAUGGCAUGACCGUGCCAGACUUGAAGGAGCUGAUCACAGACGACGAGCUGAAGACGGCGACGGCCAAGAAGGUGGACCUCGUGCGCCACUUGGCGAAUGUCGAGCUGACGUCCAGGAAGCAAGAGGACUCGGACGCCCAUGCUGUGUGGGGCGAACGCGUGGAGCAAGUCUACUGUAUCAUAGCGGGCGGCGCCGACGGCACGGGCGCCGCCUCCGCCGCGUCCGGCGUGACUGGCGGCGGCGACGCUAAGGCCACAGCUUCGGCAUCCUGGGCCAACUUCGCACGCUCGCCGACCUACUACUCCGACUCUGAACUCUGGCAAGCGCUUGCAGCAUGCGCCCGCGUUGAGGCUUGGCUGAUGAGCUCAUUGGUGACGUGCGGCUCGACGACUCAUCUCUGUGGUCGGCUUUCGGCAGAUGGGGACACGUUCAAGAAGCAGGGUGUCUACAUUCGUCCAGCACACUUCGAGUCGUACGAGUGCUUCAAGGGAUGCAAGGAGUCCUUAGCACCAACGGAGGCGGCGGACGGCACUGGAGCUGCGGUGGUCCCGUGCAUUGGGGCGCCCCCGCUUCAGUGGAAGCGCUUCUACAAGUGCGGCACCGUCGGCAAGGUGAACAUCUACGUGGUGCCCGACCAGGUGCACAUGGACUUCAACAGCACCUCUUGCGUUCACGCAUGGGCUGUUCGCGUCUCGACGUUCUCUGCUGACGGCGGAUGCGGCGACGACGUCGAGACGGCGGAGAUGCGGAGCGAGACGAAGCUGUUCGAG
Messenger RNA from Prorocentrum cordatum, 3000 nucleotides. The record is from the annotation of a GenBank genome assembly. NCBI's taxonomy places the organism in Eukaryota, Dinophyceae, Prorocentrales, Prorocentraceae.